AUGGCCGAGGCGUCGUGUGAAAUCGUGGAAGCCCGUGAUACGCGCGGCAAAUGGCCGCCGAUGGCCGCGGUGGUGCAGUUUCCGAGGCGGUGCGUGGUGUUGCGUGACGUCCGACUGCGUUCGGCUGCGAUUGCGGUUCCGCGUAGGCGCGUGCGGUUGUCGCGUACGCCACGCGGCUUCCUGCGUCGACCGCGUCAACGUCCUGCGGCAACGUCGUCGUUAUCGUCGUUGUCGCCGUUGUCAGCCUCGUCCACGUCGCGGCCGAGUCAGCCAGCGAGGAUCCAGCCAGCCAGCCAGCCAGCCAGCGAGGUGCGGCUGGCGAUGAAAGCCGCGAGAACCGAUCGCGGCACGUCGGUGAUGAAAUCGGUGUCCGAGGGCGAGCUGGGCGUGGAGGAAGAGGUUAAAUCCGCGGAACCGCGCGGCGCCACACGGCUCAAGCGCACCUUUACACUGCCGAGAAACCCGUUUCAAAGUGCCAGCAGCAGGAUGUCGCGGCGACGUCCGAAGCAGCAACAGCAGACCCAUGGGGACUCGAGAGACGCUAACAACGGCGCGCCAAGCGCCAAGGAGAACGCCAGGAACAACGCUCGGGACGGCGUGCAGCCGCCGUCUCAGCAGCAGCAACGACAGAACAACGCAACGGGGAGACUGCAUGGCGGUCAGCAGACCGGCAAUCAGGAUUCCCAGGAGCGACCGUGCGGCAAGAAGGUGUUUCGCCGGCCCUCCUGGAAGAAGUUCAUCAACAAGAUGGUGCGGCACAUGUCAAACGUCGGCACCCAGAGCCACAAGUCCGCCGCGAUGAUCCAUCAUCAACGGUGCAGUGGUGGCGGCGGUGGCGGCGGCGGCGGCGGCGGCGGCAGCGACGACCUCGGCUCGAGCGCGGGUGACAUCAGGGUGCCGCCGCCGCGGCCGGCGCACAUCCCGCCGGAUCGUGUACCGGGUGUCAUAGGCCUACGCAAUCACGGUAACACGUGCUUCAUGAACGCCGUGCUGCAGUGCCUCUCGCACACUGACAUUCUCGCCGAAUACUUCGUCCUGGACCAGUACAAGGUCGACCUAUCGCGCCGCAACAAGCUCAACUCGAAAAAGUACGGCACCAAAGGCGAGAUCACGGAACAGCUCGCGCUGCUCCUCAAGGCGAUCUGGAGCUGCCAGUACGAUCCGGAAAUGAGCACCGCGUUCAAGAGCGUCGUCGACAAAUACGGUAGCCAGUACCGCGGCAAUUUGCAGCACGACGCCCAGGAGUUCCUCCUCUGGCUGCUCGACAAGGUGCACGAGGAUCUCAAUCAGGCAACCAAGAAAAAAUACAAGAUCAUAAAGAACUCAUUUGGCAGACCCGAUGACAUCGUCGCCGCUGAGACGCUCGCGAAUCAUGUGCGGUGUAACAACUCCUUCGUACACGCUGUAUUCCAAGCGCAGUUCCGGUCUAGUCUGACUUGUCCAAGAUGCCACCGACAGUCGAACACCUUCGACCCCUUCCUGUGCGUGUCGGUGCCGGUGCCACAGAAUCAUCGGCAGAUGAAUCUCUAUGUGAACGUCCUUUACACAUCGCAGCAGCCGCGGCAAGUCAAAAUUGGUGUGAGUGUGAAUCAGGCAGCCAACGUGAGAGAACUCCGAGAAAUCCUAGCCAGCGACACCGGCGUAGACGAGAAUCACAUGUUACUGACCGAGAUUCACGAAGAAGGAUUUCACAGAACCUUCUCUGAUUGUCAGCCUCUAUCCGUGAUCAUGGAAAACGAUCCACUUUAUUGCAUUGAGCUGCCGCAAUUGAAGGAACCUACGGAGCAAGCGUAUAUCUUGCUAGUUUGGAUCAACGUUCUCGUAAAGGGGGAUUUGAGGCAACGUUUCGGCAGCCCGUACACGAUGCAGGUAUCACGCGAGACGUCCUACGAGGAUCUGCAGAAGCUUCUGCUCAAGGAGAUGCACAGCACGCUGGCGGAUGACGUUCUUACAACCAGCCAAAGCCCUGGGCUCUUCAAUAUCCGCGUUGCUGAUCCGGCAGCGACGCCGAUCCAAGAUGAGCAUCCUUGUAUCGAUCCUUGCGUAGAGCAUCCUCUUUAUACGGAGCAGAUCGAGCAAGCGUUGGCGCUUUGCGCCGACGACUCGGGUCCGCAACAUGUAAAGUUGAUCCUUGAAUGGGACGAGGCUACCAAAUGCAAUAUUAUACAGGACGACAGUGAUCAGAUCGAGGAACACGCCAGCGUGAAACAAUUAAAAACUAAUUCCGAGCUUGGCGGCGCGGUAACUUUAGAGGAAUGUUUCGAUUUGUAUACGCGAGCAGAAAUAUUAGGCGCGGAGGACGCGUGGCAUUGUCCUUACUGCAACAAGAAACAAGAAGUCGUAAAAAAGCUAGGUCUCUGGUCAUUGCCUGAUAUAUUAGUCAUACACUUGAAAAGAUUUCGUCAGCAAUCUAAGCAACGGUCAACGUCCAAGCUGACUAUGCUAGUGGACUUUCCCUUGUACGGUUUCGACAUGACGCCACAUCUCGCUCACAAUGGAGUUCAGACGACGCAUAAUAACGUCACCAGCUUGGGCGGUCUGGGUUGGUCGCCCUGGAAGAAACCACGACCGCGGCAACACAAUAUUCCCAAGUACGACGAGAAUGUGUACGAUCUCUACGCGAUAUGUAAUCAUCACGGACAGGACCUACAAGGCGGUCAUUACACGGCGUUUUGCAGAAAUCCAUAUGAUACGCAGUGGUACUGUUUCGAUGACACACGCGUAGAAGCGGUCAAUGACACGAAUCUAAUCACAAACUCGGCGUACAUGCUGUUCUACCAGCGAAGAGGCCUGUCCAAUAACUCGACGGGAAAUUCGUCCGCGGCGUCGACGAGCUCGGCUGGUUCUGGUCUGGAUCACUGGGUAUCGAAAAUGCCACCGUUUUAUUUUAAUAAUAAAAGUACCAGUGAUGUAACGAACAAUAAGCAAAGUAAAUCCCAAGAGAUACUAUGCCAGGAAAAAAUCGUCGAGGAGAAGAAUAUGACUAAUUUCACCAGAGGCUGCGGCAACUACGCGACUCUGCAGCCAAAGAAGAGGAACGCAGUGACGGAAACUGAUAUUGGGCAAAUCGAUCAUUAUUCAGACGACGAAGCACCUUGCAGAAGAGAAUGGGCCUCCCCGAAACCUGUGCGUAAGACUUCAUCCAUCACGUUGACGCCACACAUACCGCCAGCAAUAAUUCAGACUGCUAGCAGUGAUCCGAAUACAACGGUGAUACACGAAUCCACGUUGUAACACACAAUAUAAGCCAGACUGAGAGGUCUGGCUCGAGCAAUGCUCAAUGUACAGUGCCUGGUGUGCCGUGAUGUUUGAACAACAUCGAGUGGCGAGAUUAAAAAAAAGAAGAAAGACAAUUCCGAUAGAGUAUAUAUAAAUCCGUUAUUUUUCGAUUACUGAACGGAGGACGCGAUACGUCGAGAGACGACAAAAGAGGUCGUUCCUUCACCUCGAAUUUAUAUAGAAAAUCGCUUUCUCAUGGACGCCGAUAUGAAUGAUGAAUUUCAGCGGCGUGCUUCUCUUCGCGCAUGUUAUUUCAAGAGGUGUAACAAAUCCACACUCAAACGAUUUUUCGAACGAUGAAUAGAAAUACGAGGCAUUAGUAAUUUUUGUAAUUGUAAUACCAUGUUUGUAUACAGCUCGCGUGAAUUGUAUUAUAUGAUAGCUGCUAAGAUAGCUUUUUAAAAGAAAGACAAAUCUUAUACUCAUUAUAUGAAAAAUCGCGUAUAUUCUUAAGAGAAGGGAAAGAAACCUUUAGUUUAUAUUAUACAGUUAGAUAUCUUGAAUGCGAUAGGCAACUAAAUUCUACCUAUGUCCAGAGGAGGAAAAAUAUAUUUCCAAGACCGACAAACGUCGGGUUCGCAUCGUGUCAUCUUACAAUGAAAGUAUAUGACAAUAACGAAAAACAAAUUUGUACGUUACAAAUCCUGCGUUAAAAAUGCACACCUCAUUUUCUCUACGAAUGAUCGUUUCUGGACAUACUGUGUAACUACUCGACCGUUGCUUUGAGAAUCUAUAUGCUUAUAACUGUAAUAUUUAUAUUCUACCUGUAUCAUCCACUAGUGGCCUUAUCUAAGUAAUUAAUACUGAUACACACACGUCACAUUAUUAAACAUUAAUCAUACGUAUUACUCACAACAAGCGUUUUAUUUUAGAUAUCGAGACUGUCUUUUGCGAGAGCCACCGAAAUGUGUAACAUUAAUUCCACAAUAUCCUCGUCUGAUUUAAGAAAUCUCAUUUAGGAAACACUUGUGAAAGUUAUAGUUUAUAUCACAGCCUACAGUCAAGUUCUUCCAAUGACUGUGUGGACACGGCGCUCUAUUAAUGUGAAAAAGAAAAAUGAGCGAUACGGUUUUUCUACAUAACGGAGGACAAGACAAAUCCACAGUUGGUUUCUUAUCUCACACAAUUGAAUAUACUUCAAUCUCCCAAUUUUAACAAUCAUUCCAAUCGGAUGUUGAGUAAAGUGCGAACGUGAGAACAAGCGCGAGCGUGAAAGCGAGAAUUUAUAAAUAUAUAUAUAUGUAUACAUAACAAGAUUAUAUGAGUGAAAGAUGUUUAAGUUAUUUUAUUAAUUAACAUUUAUUACUAGUCACACGUAUCGUGGACACGGGUAGUUAGUAAAACGACAAUUAAAGUGCAAACGACGAAAUGUGUUUAUUACUCGCGAAUUAUGAUUUUUUUAAGUUUCAUCAAUCGACUGAGAAGAUACACACACAUAUACACACAC
Molecule: messenger RNA, 4726 nt
Organism: Cyphomyrmex costatus
Lineage: Eukaryota; Metazoa; Arthropoda; Insecta; Hymenoptera; Formicidae
Product: ubiquitin carboxyl-terminal hydrolase 31
Exons: 5
Coding region: 1-3234 (1077 amino acids)
Biological process (GO): protein deubiquitination
Molecular function (GO): cysteine-type deubiquitinase activity
Source: RefSeq, a predicted model, not a curated record